Messenger RNA from Gossypium raimondii (Peruvian cotton), 2721 nucleotides. Its product is annotated as pentatricopeptide repeat-containing protein At4g14820. Gene Ontology annotation, biological process: RNA modification. NCBI's taxonomy places the organism in Eukaryota, Viridiplantae, Streptophyta, Magnoliopsida, Malvales, Malvaceae. The transcript has 2 exons. Gene Ontology annotation, molecular function: protein binding; RNA binding; zinc ion binding. Bases 379 to 2544 code for a protein of 721 amino acids. The record is from RefSeq and is a predicted model, not a curated record.
GUUGUUUCUCAAUCCCUAAACUCUCCCACCAAAAAGCGUCUUUACUAGCUCCUCCCUUGUUAAUCCUACCGGUUAACAUAACUAAUAUUUGAUCUUUAUGCCAUCGAUCGUUACUAAUACAAUACAUGUUUAUGCUCCUUUUUGCAUGCAUAAACAAUGUUUUGUAUUUUUGGGAGUGCCAAUAAGUUUUAUUUCGCAUUUCACAUCAUUAACCAGAAAAACUAGAAUCGAGCUUCUCCAAUUACGAAACAAAUGAACAGUUGAAAGAGUGUCCAUGUUGACGUAACCAAGUAAGCACAGCGGCACUAAUAGUUCACCACUCUCCGGAAUUUGAAAGUUAGAAGACAAGUCACAGAACUCUCUCCUCGCAUUCACCCGAUGUCAGCUGUUUCCCAACCCACCAUUUCUCUGCCAACCCCCAACCUCAAUUCCACCCCAACCCCCACAACCCUCCUCAAAACCCUCUCUUCUUCCCACUCCCUCGCCCACUUCAAACAAGUCCACGCCCACAUCCUCCGUUCCACCCACUCGCCCUCCCAUUCCCUCAUCCUCAAACUCCUCUCUUCCCCUUCCCUCCCUUACUCUCUCUCCAUCUUCUCCCACCUCCCUCACCCUCUCCCUUCCCUCUCCACUCCCUUUCUCCGCCACCUCUCUCGUAGUUCCAAACCCGAAUUCGCCUUCUUUGUUUACCAAAGACUCAGGAAUGAAGGGAUACCAAUUGACAGGUUCGCUUUUCCUCCGCUUUUAAAGGCUGCCUCCAGGGUUGGCUGGUUGGCUGAAGGGAAAGAGAUUCAUGGCUUUGGCUUUAAGUCGGGUUUCCAUUCCGACCCGUUUGUGCAGACCGGUCUUAUGGUUAUGUAUGUCGGCUGUGGGAGACUUACGGAGGCCCGGUUGGUGUUUGAUAAAAUGUCUUACCGAGAUAUUGUUGCAUGGAGGGUAAUGAUAGAUGGCUACUGCCAGAAUGAACUUUUUGAUGAUGCAUUGGAACUUUUUGAGGAGAUGAAGAGGGCUAAUAUCGAGGCUGAUAAGUUUGUUCUCUCCAGUAUUCUUUCUGCUUGUGGUCGAGCUGGGAAUCUGGAUUGUGGGAAAGCAAUACAUGACUACAUUAUUCAGAAAGAGCUUGUGAUUGAUGCUCAUCUAAGGUGUGCUCUUGUGACAAUGUAUGCAAGUUGUGGUUGCAUGGAUAUGGCUCAGCAGUUGUAUGAUCAGAUGAUACCAAAAAACGUGGUUGUUUCAACAGCCAUGGUUUCAGGGUAUUCAAGACAUGGGCGAGUCAAGGAUGCUCGAUUGAUUUUUGACCAAAUGGUAGAGAAGGACUUGGUGUCUUGGAGUGCAAUGAUAUCUGGUUAUGCUGAGAGUGAUCAACCUCAAGAGGCUCUUAGAUUGUUUAAUGAACUGGAAAUACUAGGAAUAGGACCUGAUCAGGUGACCAUGUUGAGUGUUAUAUCGGCUUGUGCAAAUCUGGGUGUACUAGAUAAAGCUAAAUGGAAACAUGUAUAUGCCGAUAAGAACGGUUUUGGAGGAAGUUUACGUAUUAAUAAUGCUCUUAUUGAUAUGUAUGCCAAAUGUGGGAGUUUGGAAAGAGCAAGAAAUGUUUUUGAGAAAAUGACAAGCAGAAAUGUGAUAUCUUGGACCAGUAUGAUCAAUGCAUUUGCUAUACAUGGGGAUGCCAAUAAUGCCUUAAGAUACUUUCAGAAAAUGAAAGAGGCUUGUGUGGAGCCGAAUGGAGUAACAUUUGUGGGCGUGCUUUAUGCUUGUAGCCAUGCAGGGCUGGUUGAGGAGGGCCGAAAGAUCUUUGCAUCCAUGAUUAAUGAACACAAUAUCACUCCUAAACAUGAACAUUACGGUUGCAUGGUUGACCUCUUUGGCCGUGCUAAUCUCUUGAGAGAAGCUGUUGAGAUUGUAGAGACGAUGCCUUUUGCAUCCAAUGUUGUCAUUUGGGGAUCCCUCAUGUCUGCUUGUCAAAUUCAUGGUGAGACUGAAUUAGGAGAAUUCACUGCCACAAGGGUACUCGAGCUUGAGCCAGAUCAUGAUGGGGCUCUUGUUCUACUAUCAAAUAUUUAUGCCAAAGAAAGAAAAUGGAAAAAUGUUGGAGACUUGAGGCAAUUAAUGAAAGAAAGAGGUAUAUGUAAGGAAAGGGGAUGUAGUAGGAUUGAAUUGAACGAUGAGAUGCAUGAGUUUUUAGUGGCAGAUAGGAAUCACAAACAAGCAUAUGAGAUAUAUGAAAAAUUGAAUGAGGUGGUUAGUCGAUUGAAGUUGGAUGGCUAUGCUCCAAAUACCGGUUGUGUUCUUGUUGACUUAGAAGAGGAAGAAAAAAGGGAGGUGGUUCUAUGGCAUAGUGAGAAGUUAGCACUUUGUUAUGGACUCAUAAAUGGAGCAAAAGAUUCAUGCAUUCGGAUAGUUAAGAAUCUUCGAGUUUGCGAGGACUGCCAUACCUUUUUGAAGUUAGUUUCGAAGGUGUAUAGGAGGGAAAUUGUUGUCAGGGAUAGGACAAGGUUCCACCAUUACAGAGAUGGAGUUUGUUCUUGCAGAGACUAUUGGUGAUGUUUCUUGAGCCUUUUCUCUGCCAUUUUAUCCUAAUGGUUCGGAAUUGUUUAUGGAUUAUGGUAAAAUUUGUAUUGGAAUACCAACAGUGAGUUGCUUGGAACAUGACUGCUCUCCAAACCUUGUAAAAAUUUGUUAAAAACUUCAUUUAAAUGAACCUUUUCUUUUCUUGUUCAA